Actinia tenebrosa (Australian red waratah sea anemone) is the source of this 1284-nucleotide messenger RNA. Its product is annotated as protein sidekick-1-like. Lineage: Eukaryota; Metazoa; Cnidaria; Anthozoa; Actiniaria; Actiniidae. The record is from RefSeq and is a predicted model, not a curated record.
AUGGUAAGUACAGAGACAUGGAAUACUGGUGUAUGUAUGAGAACAGAACUGUGUGGAUGUGACUAUGCUACCAGACCAGUGAUAUCCGGUAUGACCAAUCAAAAGCUGACAGCAUCUUCCAAUAGCUAUGUAGAUCUUGUGUGUAUUGUACAAGAACCAUUAAUACGAUACAUCAAAUGGUAUACUAGUAAUACUGACAUCACUAGUCAUUCUACUGGCCUGGUGCGUGGUGCAAAUGGAGUCAAGCAGUCUACUUUGAGAUUGAACUACACCUCCGAUGCUGAUGUACUAAAUACUUAUGAUUGUAACAGGUUCGAGUCCUCGCUGUGGUGCUUUAAGACGUUCAUUUGUAGAGCAUUGUAUGGAAAUAACAAAACAGAGGCCGACGGGAUAAAAAGUGCCGUGGUAAAAGUAAGAUAUGACUACCCGUCUAGACAAUCACGACCGACAGUUAAAUUCCUAAGCUCAACAGUAGUGGGAAUAGUCUGGCAAAAGCUUCAAUUAAACGAGUUCCAGAAACCUGUGAUCUCAUAUGCGAUAGUAUACCAAAAUGGAAAACAAUCAGUAACGUUGUCAGCCCUAUCGCUGAGUCUCGUGAUCACUGGCCUAAAAAUCUACACCAGUUACAAUAUUACAAUCAAAGCUGUUAGUAUAGUUGGUGAUGGGAAAUGGAGUCAGCCAAUGAACUUCAGAACAGAUUCAACAAUUCCUACGGGUUUUCCUACAUCAAUUAGAGCAGAAGCCUUAACAUCCCAAAGUAUACGUGUUACUUGGCAGGCACCAACAUCUGGAAUCAAUGGUCCUUUUCUUGGAUACAGAGUAUUUUGCAGAUCAGGAAGUGAUAGACGUGAAAGUACAGCAACUCCUCAACAAGCAAGUCACACGUUCAGUGGUCUGAGAAAGUGGACAGUGUACAACUUCACAGUGUUCAUACAUAACGAUAAGGGAGAUGGACCUAUAAACGGAUAUGUGGCCAAGCGAACAUUUGAAGAUGCUCCAGGGCAGCCACAAAGCUUCCAAGUCACCGUCCUUAAUUCUACUGGCGUUCAACUGGAUUGGGCUUUACCAAUUGAAACAAAUGGUAUCAUAAAAGGGUUUAAGUUGCGCUACGAAAAAAAUGGUAACACGUCAGAGAUGGAUUUACCUGGUAAUACGACUCUAACUUAUGUACUUACUGGACUGGACAAGUGUACUCUGUACUCCUUUCGAAUGUUGGCCUAUACAAUCAAGGAUGGUAUUUUAACAGCUUCAAAACAGAAAGCCACAGCAGAAGAUGGUAAGUAA